GACCAAAAAAAAUUUACCCUCGCCUUUCUUCUUCCGAUUCAAUUUCAGGUUCAGUUUCAGCCCUCGCCGACACCUCUUUCCGGUCGCCCGCUGCUCAGUCCCCGCCGAGUCUCCGGCGAACACUCUCCCAGACUAAUCAUCCGAAAGCCUCUAGGGCUGAUUGAUGACCAAGGAAUGCAAAUUUAUUGACAAUUUGGUCUAGGGAAUAAUCUGUUGGAAAUGAAUUUGAAACAUUUAUUUUUUAGAAAAGCAAUUAAGGUCAUCUCCCAACAGAGAGGGAGAUGUUUAUCCCAUGAACCUAUCCUGUAUAGAAAACUUUCCACCACUACCUUUCCACUAUUCACAGUUCACGACUUGUCACCAAAAACUCCUAAACCUUCCAGGUAUUUCCAUUCUGAUCAAAAAGCAAAUCACGAUGUAUUGAGCACUAAACUAGUGCUUGAUUCCAAUAAAAUAGAGGAUGAUGAUACAACCAUGAAUCAAUUCUUGUCGCACUUUGUGUGGAUCAUGCGUGGCAAGCUUUCUGAUGUCUACCCAGAUUGUGAUAAGAAGACCAUUGAUAGUAUGCUUUUGAUUAUCGUGGAGAAAGUUGUUUCCGAAGUAGAGAAGGGUGGUUUUGAGCAGAUUCUCGGUGCAUCAUCAAUGGACUCUUCAUCACAUGAUCUAAGUGACGAUUUGUGGAAAACAGUAUGGGAAGUUAGCAAUAAGGUCCUUGACGAGAUGCAGAAAGCUCGGAAGAAGGAGAAAAUGAAGACGUUUCUUCAGUGUGAAGAGGUCAAAGAAAUGUACAGAUUUGCUACUGAGGCUGGCGUUUGUGGAGAUUUGUUAAGAGAACUACGGUUCAAAUGGGCUCGUGAAAAAAUGGAGGAGGAUGAGUUUUACAAGGGUUUGGAACGCCUUAAACAGGAAGAAUCUCAGGCCGAAGCUGAAGUGGACGGUGACCUUGUUUCUGAAGAGAAACCUAAAGAUAUUUCUCUUCCCAAGAGGCAUGGUAAAAUUAACUAUAAAAUAUAUGGUCUUGAUUUAUCUGAUCCAACUUGGGCUGAAGUAGCUGAUAAAAUUCAUGAUACUGAGGAGGCUAAUUGGCCUCAAGACCCAAAACCUAUAACUGGGAAAUGCAAACUGGUUACUGAGAAAAUCCUUUCCUUGAAAGAAGAUGAUGAUCCUUCAGUGCCAUUGGCUGAAUGGAUAGAGCUUUUACAGCCUAACAGGGCUGACUGGAUGGCUUUGCUUGAUAAAUUAAAAGACAAGGAUGCAUCUAUACACCUCAAGGUAGGAGAACUUGUUCUCGACGAAGAGUCCUUCCAAACGAACGUAACUGAUUACUCAAAGCUAGUUGAGGUACACUCAAAAGCGAAUCGUUUACACGACGCGGAAAGAAUUCUCAAGAAGAUGAAUGAAAAAGGUUUCCAACCCGAUACUCGUUCAUUCACUACACUAGUUCACACAUACAGCAAGGCAGGAAACCUCGAACGUGCAAAAGAAGCAUUUGAAAGUCUCAGAAUUCAAGGAUUCCGACCCGAUGUUAAAAUCUACAACUCCAUGAUCAUGGCCUACGUAAACGCAGGACAACCGAAAAUGGGAGAAUCGUUAUUAAGAGAACUUGAAUCGCGAGACUUAGGGCAACCCUUAAAGGAAAUAUACCUCUUAUUACUGCGUUCGUUUUCACAAAUCGGAGACAUAGUCGGAUCUCUUCGAAUGUCUACUGCAAUGCAGUUUGCAGGAUUCGAACCCGAUUUAGAAUCUUGCACCUUGCUGGUUGAAGCCUAUAGUCGAUAUGGAAAUUCCGAUCAAGCUAGGAGCAAUUUCGACUACAUGGUGAAACUCGGAUUCAAGCCAGACGAUAGGUGUACAGCCGCAAUGAUAACUGCUUACGAGAAAAAUAAUUCAUUAGACAAGGGUUUGGAAUUGUUGCUUGAACUUGAGAAAGACGGGUUUGAACCAGGAAUCUUGACUUAUUCGGCUUUAGUGGAUUGGUUCGGUAAGUUGCAGUUAGUAAACGAAGUUGAGGCGAUAUUAAGCAAGAUUUCGAUAAUGGGCGAGGCUCCUCCGUUUAAGGUUCAUGUUAGUUUGUGUGAUAUGUAUGCGAGAUCUGGUUCUGAGAAAAAGGCUCUUCAAGCUUUGGAAACUGUGGAAGCUAAAUAUGAACAGUUGUCUGGGUAUGAAUUUGAGAGGAUUAUUAGUGGGCUUAUAAAUGGAGGGUUUAACGAAGAUGCUAAAAGGAUGCAUGGUUUGAUGCAAGCUAGGGGUUUUGUGGCGUCCGACAAGGCUAAAAUUAAUUGGAUAUCGGUUGAUGCGUUUAGUCGCAAGGGGUCAACUAGUUUCUUUUGAUUCGUAAUUUUCUUGGGAAGCAGUUGGGAAUAAUGAACCGAAAAAAUUCGAUACUUUUCAAGGUUAGUUCACUCUUUUGUGUGUUUGCUGUUUUUGUUUGAAUAUGCAGAUAUUGACAUUUUGUUUUGAGCAUCUCAAAAUAGAAGGAAGGAAGAUUUUAUUUCAUC
Molecule: messenger RNA, 2498 nt
Organism: Impatiens glandulifera
Lineage: Eukaryota; Viridiplantae; Streptophyta; Magnoliopsida; Ericales; Balsaminaceae
Product: pentatricopeptide repeat-containing protein At2g35130
Exons: 3
Coding region: 220-2331 (703 amino acids)
Molecular function (GO): protein binding
Source: RefSeq, a predicted model, not a curated record